Sphaeroforma arctica JP610 is the source of this 297-nucleotide messenger RNA. RefSeq lists its product as hypothetical. The transcript is spliced from 2 exons. The record is from RefSeq and is a predicted model, not a curated record. Bases 1 to 297 code for a protein of 98 amino acids. Lineage: Eukaryota; Ichthyosporea; Ichthyophonida.
AUGACCGUUGGAACGAAUGUCAUGCAGACAAUUGUAAGCACUUUGUUGCGAAGUGUGCUGUCUGUACCGGGACUGGAGGAGACCACAAACACACCUGCAAGGAUCGUUUGGACGACGAUUUGUCGAAGCCGGUGUAUAAACCUGCAAAGACCUCACUUCGCUGAGAAACUCAAGGACUUGAUUUUUGAGAACGACAAGAUCAAGAUCACAGACUGGGCUAAGUUCAAGUUCAACAACGGAUACGUUAGUCCAGAUCUGACAAAGGUGGAUUUCUCGAAGCUGAAGUGUCCCACAUGA